This is a messenger RNA of Brassica rapa (field mustard), 5831 nucleotides long. RefSeq names its product auxin-responsive protein SAUR36. NCBI's taxonomy places the organism in Eukaryota, Viridiplantae, Streptophyta, Magnoliopsida, Brassicales, Brassicaceae. Gene Ontology annotation, biological process: response to auxin. The record is from RefSeq and is a predicted model, not a curated record.
GUUGGUUCUAGUAAACUUUUAAUAUAGGGUCUCAACAUAUCUCCUCAAGAUAAUGACUCUUAUCAUUCUUACCAAAAAAAAAAUAAUGACUCUUAUCAAUCUAUUUCGAACUGAAUCUCUCUUUAGGACAGAUAAUAAACAUUUCUUGAACAACUCUACUUGGAUAAACAAUCUACUUGGAUAAAUGAAUUGCUAUUUAAUUUUUUUUAAUGUAUUAGGUUGAUCCCUUUAUAUUUUCGACGUGGGAUACAACAUUAACCCAAGUUGCGAAGAUACUUGGAUCUUCCCCUGUUAAAGGCUAUAACUCAAGCUUUGGAGCAGACCGGUCGUAAAAGUGCGUUUGACCUAUAUCUUCCACGAGACUGUAUGAUAUAACCAUAUAUCGAUUAAACAUCUUUCCUAUGUUCGGAUUAGAGUUUCAUGAUAAUGAACUAAAUUGCUUCAUUGAUCCACAUUUGACCAUACUAUUAGUGUUGUAAUCCAACAUGUACGUUUAACCGUCUUUAACUAAGAGGUGCUUAAUACAAAAACAUGAUUACUAAAUAUUAUAUAAUAAAAAGUUACUAUAUAAACAAAGCUUCUCUGGUUAGAAACACAAACUUAUUGUUUGAGAAAUAACUCAAAACUAGAUCUAUCUAUGUUGGUGUAACUUCUUUAGAUGGCUUGUCCUGGUAUGAAAAUAUUAUAUAUACGACCAUUAUUAGCGUACGCAAGUAACGCAGCUAGAGGACACAUACCGUACACAUCUCGUACCGGAUUAUAAUUAUUUAUUGAAUCUGUAUCUUUAACAAAAUCACAUACAGAUAGACGAUCACUAACCUGAUUAAUUAAACACAGUAGAUGAUGAUCACUAACAGAAAAAAUAACAUUUUAAUAUUAAAUGGUGGGGUUUUGAUCUCGUGUUAGUGUUCCCGAAUAGGUUCAAAAAACUUGUCCCAAGUGGCCAGCACGCAUGUGGUGGCAUAGUUGUCUGCAUCUUCAAACAUAAUAAACAUGUAACGCCGACAAAACAUUUUCAGACAAUAAAAGAAAACUGUACUAUGAUUCUCAUCUCAGAUUCAGAAUCAACCACUAAUAGUAUCUCGCGUAAAUCACAAUAAAACACUGUAGUCUGUAGUUACUAUAUGGUUUGGCAAAGGUAAAACAGCAUUCUCAAACUAGUAUAAUUAUGGUUCCAUAUUGUAUAAGAUUAGACGGUAAGUAUGUUGGCUAACGCCUAACGGUCAAGGGGACGUGUCAUUAUUUAAUGUAGAUUCUUCGUCUUUUGACCAAGAUUAUUUGGCAGUUUUUAUCUAAUCCAACGGCCAAAAAGCUUCAUGCUUUAUCUAACCGUUCAUUUGUUUAGACUUGAGUAACUCAUACUGGUCCUCUAUUUAAAACUCUCUGCCUUUCACUCCCUUCUUCUAUUGAUCACUUCUUCUUUACAGUUUGAUUACACAGUCAAAGAUUAUAGCAUCAAGAAGAAAAGAUGAGGAAGCUCGUAGGGUUUAUAAUGGGGAGACGGGUUCGACGAGUCUCUAGAUGGAUUCUUGGGAAAACCCGGAUCCGUCAGUCCGGAUACAACCGGUUACACCCGACCAGACCAACUCGCAUGAUAACACUGCCGAUCACCAAACUCAAAAACUGGAGCCAACGUCUCACACAAAGGUUCAGCAUAUUGGGGUCUACGAGAAGAUCCGAAUGUAAACCUGACCCGGUUCCACGGGGACACUUGGCGGUUUACGUGGGUCAAGAAGAAGGUGACUUUCGCAGAGUUUUGGUGCCCAUUGUUUACUUUAACCAUCCUCUGUUCGGUGAGCUGCUCAGAGAAUCCGAAAAAGAGUAUGGAUUCCGACACGAAGGAGGCAUCACAAUACCUUGUCUGUAUUCAGACUUCCAACGUGUCAAAACCCGAAUCGCUUCCGGGUUGGAUUCUGAUCGGAUAUUUCCAUGGAGUCAUCUUUGCAGCAGUUAAAGACGAACAUAAGAACAUAAAGUUCUAAACGUUUUUCAAUGCUUUAUUUUUUUUACUGUUUUUCUACCUUUCUACCUUUUUCUCUUUACUCUUUUUCGUAGUAGUGAGUUAUAAUAUAAGGUGGUAAUGUAAAUACUUGUUAUUAUCGUAAUAUGAUUAUAUUGGAUAAUGAUGUGAUUAGCAUGGGGACACACUUUAAUGGUAUGAUAAAAAGCUUUUUCUUUUGUGAUGAAACCUCAAAGGAGAAGGUAAGUUUAACACGAUUCUGUUCCCUAAUGGAGAUUUUAGUGAUAAAAAAAAAGUGAUCAAUCGCUAGGAUUUGUUCGUCGCUUGCUUAUUCCCACCCACUAGCUAGCUUAACUAUAAUUCGAAUAUUAUAUAAGAAUGAGAAGGAUAAAUGUCAAGAAAGUUUUUGUUUUUGCUGGUGUCAUGUCUGACUUGGAUACUUUUGAUCUGAAAGAUGUUCAUAUCUAAAAUGGGCGUUAGUUAGAACGUGAUGCGAUUGAUAUCCAGACGAUAACUUUUUCAUUUAUAUAUUGAAUGUUGCUUACUAAUUGUUGUAUGUUUACACACGAAGAUUGUGAUUUGUGAUCAUAUAUACUAAUACAAACUAUAAACUACAAGAUUUUUUUAUCGAUUUGAGAAUUUCUCAGCUAUGUUCUCGUAUGUAUAUUCUACAUAUAUGCUAUGUCUCUUUUCUCGCUUCUGAACUUUGAAAAUCCAUUUAUAUAAAAUCGUUCAAUAGUGGAAGCACUGUAGCCUAUUGGUUAAGGUUUAAAGGCUUCUACACCCAUGUCUGGGGUUCGAAUCCCAGAUUAUGCAAUUUAUUGCAGAUUACAGAAAAUUCAAGUUUCAAGUCCCGGAGAAAGCGGUUUAUUAAACAAUUAUGCAGACUAGAGGGGAAAAACUUGCAAGGGAUCUUCAACAUGGUGCAAGUAAAUCUGGCCAGACGUGGAUCUUCAUAGGACGGCUCAGAUGAUGCAGUUAGGCGUAGGUCUUCAUAAGGCAGGUAGUAUUGUCGGUUGUCGAAUCGUCUAUGUAAUCUUUCCUAUAUCAUAAUUGUAAGAUCAUAAUAAAUCAGCGUUAAAAAAAAUCGUUCAAUCAAAAUUAAAUUAUCUUAGCAAAGAACAAAUAAAAAGAAAAAAAAAACAUAAAUCUUAAUCUCAAAGAGGAGUGGACAAUGUUAUUAUGUUAAGUAAAGAAUAAAAUUAUAACGCCCCCGACCCGUCCACGGCUAAUGGGCCAUCCACGCCCGCUCUCUCGGUCCAUGGACCUCAUCCCGUUCCAGUGAUCGGUCCGCUAAUAUUUUCUAAUGCCUGAAGCGAUUUUCUUAAGCCUUUCUAUAUAUCAUAACUCGGGAUGUUACAAAAAUACUCGUACAUUCCACCUGGUCGCAUGCAUAUUUUACCUCUAUUAUGGUAAAACGAUACUUUCACGUUAGAAAAUUACGACUAAGACCGUGAUUGUAGUCUAGUGAUAAAUGUUGCUAAGCAACCUGGGUUCCAAGAUUCCUUACUAUACUCCAUCAAGUGGCUACGCAUGUAUGGAUUUAUUGUUAAGGACUUUUUUAAAUACAUGUAUAGAAAAUCUAUCUGUGGACUGUACUUUUUCUAUAGAUCAGUUUGGGUCUUUCCAGAUUAAUCAAAAAAUUAUGAUUAAGCACAAAAAAUACAAUCAGCGCAUACAUGUAUGAAUUACGGAAUAUAAGAGCAUCUCCAAUGGUAUUUUUAUUUAUUCCUCUAGACACCAAAUAUAGAGUAAAUGUCAUUUAACAGUGCGCUAUACCAUGCACCAAAAAAAAACAGUGAUACGCCAAAUAUUGAGUAACAUUGUUUUUUUACUCUAUUUUUAUUUACAAAAUGACCUCUUCUUUUAUAUCUUUUCAGUUUUCACCAAAAGAAAAUUAUCUAUCAUAACUUUACACUUUUAAAUACUAUGUUUAGUAAAUCGUUUAUUUAUAAUUAUGUGUUGUAAUAAAUUUUUAAUUUUAAAAUAAUCAUUUAACUGUAUAAAUAGUUUAUCGUGGUAGUAUAUUGUUAUAAAAUAAAAUGAAUGGGUAAAUUUUUAAUAUUUUAAAAAUUAAAAAUUAUAUAAUAAAUUAAUAAAUAAAUAGAAAAGAGUAUAUUUGGAAUGUUUUCUUUUAGAGUAGUAAAUAUAAGUUACUAUUGGAACAAAAUCCUCUUCUAUGUUCAGAUUAUUAUAUUUUUAGAGUAAAAAAUAGAGAAAAUCAUUAGAGAUGAUUUCGGAAACAAUAUAUGGUUCCGGUAAUGUUGUAUAGGUAUAUAAAUAAACUUUCUACCAAAAAAGGUAUAUAAAUAAACUAUUCAAACUAAAUCAUGGAAAUGAUACAUGCCACGGUUCCUGCCUUGUUGGAAUAUAAGUCUGCUUUGCAUUUAUUUCCCCACUUGAUAUGUGCAUAUUGGCGAGAUCUUUCAUUUUCAGGUGAAUUAGUCAUUGAUCCGUAACUGCCCAAAAAGAAUCGUAGGUUGGUUUAUAAUUUUUCUUUAGUUGUAGAUUAGAUUGGUCCAAUUUCAAGAAAUAUCUUCUGAGUUGACAUUAAUUUGCGUGUUUUGCCGUAACCAUCAGCGGUUUUGGUCCAUACAAAGGAAAAUACCAGCUACUUGUUUGCUGGAUAGUUAAGAAUAUGUUACAUUUGACAUUUGAUCAAAUGAAUGCAUAAUUGUAUAUACACGUAUAAUUAGAUAUUUCAAAACGUUUGUAAAGCUAUAUAUUAUGUUUAUCAUAAAUAAUACUGAUCUAAUAUGAUAAUUAACGUAGACUAAUUGAAUAUUUAUAAUUGCGAACCAAAUUAAUCUGAUCUGAUGAGUGAUGAACAAUCCCGAUUUUCGGUUUUUGUCAUAAACAUUUGUGUAACAAUAACAUUAAGACCAUCUUUAUCCGAGUCUCUUAAGGAGUCUCUUGGUUUAAUUACAAAUUAAAAAAAAAAAUAUAUAUAUAUCAAUUAUCAUAGAGACGUCUCUUAAUUAGGAUACACAAGAGACGGUCUCCUCUCCUUCCUUUCCCCUGUAGUUUCUUCUUCUCCAUCUCACUUCUGUCAUGCUUUCUUCGAAAUGGAGUCACUCCUCCACGCAACUUCGUCUCUAAGAAGAAGAAAAGCAAGAAAUACGACAGCCACAGUUUCUCCUCGAGACCUGACGAAGCCACCGGCCCGUUUCCUGAAUCCAUUCUUCUCAAAUAGGUUUUGAUUUCUCUCUCUCAAUUAGCUCAUGAGAACAAAGAAGAUAGUAAUUGGUUACUCUGUUAUCCUCUGUUUCUUGUCCAACCAUUUGAUGCUGAAAGUUUUGUGCUUUUUUGUUUAUAUGAAUUGGGUCACCCUUGUGAAGUUUGAUAGAGAAUGAUUGAUGUAGUCUUCUCACUCUCAAUGAUCUCACAUACCGCUUCGGAGUAAAAAUCCUCAAAAGAAGGAUGAAUGGUUCUCGUAAGCAAUCAAUCGUCUAUGCUGUUCGAGAUUACCAACCGCUAAAAGAAAGCAGCGUCGCUUGCUCUGCCACGACGACUGACGGAGCAAGAAGCUUAACGAUGCUAUGUUUUUCAAGUAGGAUGGGUGUGAAACAGGCUCUAAGGAGCAUCGAUGCGUUCCCAAGAGCAGAGUGAAAGUCUGAAGUCUCACAAGUACCAUACUGGGAGUGAUUGUGAAGUGCUUGCCCAUCUUGUAAGUACCAUUUCUUACUUCAAUAGAUAGAUAGAUGUUGUUUGUGUUUGUCUCGUGUUGUGACAUAUACAUAACCUUCAAAAGCUAAACAUAUGUAAUGAUGUCUACAAACAAAGUUAUAAUAUGUAUAUAUAUAUAAGCAAAUGAUUAUUCCAGUCUACUUUUAUGUAUACAUUUACCUGUGUUCCUAGAUUAUUUUGUGUA